AUGGCGACAAAUUACCACAACCAUAUAUUGCCCUCCCUUCUCCCCACCCCAAAAAUUUCAAUCCUCUCUUUCCCUCUUCUGUGCCAUUUUCAACUACCUCCACCCACUUCUGUGUCUUCUUUUUCUUUCUUCACUCUCACCCUCAUCAAAGCCACCCACAUAAUGGGACGCCCUGAAUCCAAUUUGCCACCCGGUUUUAGGUUCCACCCUACAGAUGAAGAGCUCAUUCUUCACUACCUUAGUAAAAAGGUAGCAUCCAUACCCUUGCCCGUUUCCAUCAUUGCUGAGGUUGAUAUCUACAAGCUAGAUCCAUGGGACUUGCCAGCAAAGGCAACCUUUGGGGAGAAAGAAUGGUAUUUUUUCAGUCCCAGAGACCGGAAGUACCCAAAUGGUGCAAGGCCAAACAGGGCAGCUGCUUCAGGGUAUUGGAAGGCCACUGGCACAGAUAAGACCAUAGUGACAUCAUUGCAAGGUGGAGUAGCUCAAGAGAACAUUGGUGUGAAGAAGGCUUUGGUGUUCUACAAAGGAAGACCCCCAAAGGGUGUUAAGACCAAUUGGAUCAUGCAUGAAUAUCGCCUUGUAGACUACAACAAACCCAUUAAGCUCAAAGACUCCUCCAUGAGAUUGGAUGAUUGGGUGUUGUGUCGGAUUUACAAGAAGUCCAAACAUGCUCUAACUUCAACAGAGGCAAUAGUAGGGGUAGGUGAGGUAGAUGAAGCAGAGGAACACCUAUUCAAAGAGACCCUUUUGCCAAUCUUAAAAUCUCCAACUCCUCCUCCUCCUCCUCCUCCUCAGAACACAUUGAUGUCUCAGAAAUCUGUGUCCUUCUCCAACCUGUUGGAUGCCAUGGACUACUCUGUUCUUAGCAGUUUCUUAUCUGAGAAUCAUUCCAACCCACCAGGGAUUGGAUCCAGUGCAGGCUUCAACAGUGAGAAUUUGGAACAACAAUCCUCUCCAAUCAACAACCCCGCCAAUAGCUACACGUUUCAGAAGAACACCCAAUUGAACCCUUCACUCUCCAACAUGGAAAACAUGAGGCCAAAGCGCCAACUUUCAGACAUUGAUGAGGAAACGUUGUACCCAUCAAAGAAAUACCUGAGUUCAUCUUGCAACUUUCCUACUAACAUCAACCCCCCAUACGAGAAUCCACAAUGGAACUACCUCGUGAAGCAGUCAUUGCUGAAUCAGCGAUUACUGCUUGGUCCUCAUCUUCAAUUUCAAGGAUAA
Molecule: messenger RNA, 1227 nt
Organism: Sphenostylis stenocarpa
Lineage: Eukaryota; Viridiplantae; Streptophyta; Magnoliopsida; Fabales; Fabaceae
Source: the annotation of a GenBank genome assembly